This is a messenger RNA of Centropristis striata (black sea bass), 2968 nucleotides long. RefSeq names its product thioredoxin-related transmembrane protein 1 (gene tmx1). Bases 23 to 964 code for a protein of 313 amino acids. NCBI's taxonomy places the organism in Eukaryota, Metazoa, Chordata, Actinopteri, Perciformes, Serranidae. The record is from RefSeq and is a predicted model, not a curated record. The transcript is spliced from 8 exons.
GGUUGUCAGCUCAGGCUCAGACAUGGCGUGUUUGCUAGCCAUUAGCAACAUAGGCUCUAAAAUGUUUCCUUUAACGGGGCGAACAAAACACCGCUCACGGAUAUGCGGUUUGUUCCUGGUGGUGUAUCUAAUGUCGCUGCCGGUGUCGGCGAAGCGGGAGGGCCUCAGAGAAGUGACGGACGGGUCGUGGGAGGAGAUCCUGACCGGAGAGUGGAUGAUUGAAUUCUACGCACCCUGGUGUCCAGCAUGUCAGCAGCUCCAGCAGACGUGGAAGGAGUUCGCAGAGUGGGGAGAGGACAUGGGGGUCAACAUAGCCAAGGUGGACGUAACAGAGCAACCCGGUCUGAGUGGACGAUUCAUCAUCACUUCACUUCCGACUAUUUACCACUGUAAAGAUGGCGUCUUCAGGAAGUACCAGGGAGCUCGCACUAAAGACGACUUCCUCAGCUUCGUCGACGAGCAGAAAUGGAGAGCGGUCGAACCAGUUUCCUCUUGGUUCGGGCCGUCUUCCUUUCUAAUGAAUUCAAUGUCUGCUUUGUUCAAGCUCUCCAUGUUUAUCCGGCGUUGUCAUAACUACAUGACGGAGCAUCUUGGGAUUCCAGUUUGGGGCUCUUACGUCAUCUUUGGCUUGGCCACUCUGUUCUCUGGUCUUGCAUUGGGACUGUUACUGGUGUUCAUCGCAGAUUUUGUCUUCCCCUCACGACGAUUUUCUUCUCCAGAUUACUACCAGAAAAAACAGACGAUGGAUCAGGCGAGGUUGAUCCAAGCACAAGAGGAAGAACAUGAGGCCGACGGCGAGGAAGACGACGAUGAAGACGAAGAAGACGAGGACCAGGAUGAGGUCUGGAGGAGGAGGAGGAGAGGCUCCCCAGAGGGCCGCCCAGAACCUAAGGGACAGGGUUUCUCUGACGAAGCUUUGAGGAAGAGGGUGGUGGUGAACCGCGAGGACGAGGAGGACACCUAGAGAGUCACAUGAGCCCUACUCCUUUAAGAAGAGCGUCGCAGAGUCGGCCGAGCCGGAGGAGCUUUGGUCCUGAGCAGCAGUGUUUACAGCAGGGAGUCCUUAAAUCUUUCCCCAUUAACCUCCUCUUCCUCCUCCUCUUCCUCCUCUGGGCCCCCAGAAAACACCUCGCUUCUUUUCUUCUCCUUCCCUUGUUUUGUAACGGGGGUGCUUUAGACUCUCUCUCCGCCUGAGCAUCAGGCUCCACCUGGAAAAAGCAAAAACACUUCUGACGCCCGUUUCCACUCCACUCAAUUUGUGGAGACAAAUCGCCCGGCUGAGGUUUAGGUCUGAAGUGCAGUAGAGCUGGAUUUUUGCAAUGUUGUUUAUGCUAUGCAUUGUUUUUUAAAGACGUGUGUAUGUGUGUGUGUGUAGUUGUAUGUUUAUCUCAGAAUUAUUAUACCAGGCUUGCAUUUGAGGUUUAUUUAGUUAAACGUUACAACUACUCAGCUAAUUUAUACAUGCGAUUAUUUUAUGUUUCAUAUAUUUUACGAACCCUCUUGGUUCAAUCCAACAAACAAUGCGCACAAAGCAUUCUUAGUGUUAGUUUUAAUCCUUCUGAUUUCUCUCCUUGUUGAGAAACCUGCUUAAUUGACUGCUUUCUUGUUUUGUGGAUGCAUUUUUCUUAAAUGUUAGCAUGAAGUGCUAACCUCGACACAGAUCGCGUUUCCUGUGACUCCUUCACAAUAAAGCCACCUUGUGCUUCUCCAGUGUGAUACUUUUAACGUGAAGUUGCAGCAGUCGGAAACUUAAUACAGCUCUGGUACUGUGUUAGGAGAAUUUAAAGUAUAAGUCAUAAGGCAGUGAAGGAAAUUAAAAUCCAGUGAGGAAUGGCGGACCCCGCCACUAGCAAAAUAAACUACUACAUAGAGAGUUAAUUGCUGAAUGUAAAUGGAUUGAACGGCUAUUGCAGAAACCAUAAAUGCUAAUUAAAACAGGGUUUGAUUUCAUGAAAAUUUUAAGGAUUACACCUUUAAAUCUCAAUCCAGCUGUUUCCAUUAAUCCUCUCGGUACAUUGCAGGGCAGGAACCCUUCAUAUGCCGUUUUUACUUUGAUUAGAGAUCACUUUAAAACAUUAACUCGACUGAGCUUCACACUCCAGUUUGUAGAAACGCUACAUAGACAGUGUUUUUUUUUGUUUUUUUUAAAGGACCUAUAUUCACUCCAAAUAAAAGACCUGGUGAAUGUUGUUCUGUAGAUAACUGUAUGUCCCCUUAAUGUAUUAUACAAUCAACCAAUGUAUAUUUUAUUUUGUGUUACUAAUGUUUACUUUCUUUCUCUAAUUAUUAAAGGAUGAUUACUUAAAGAAUUAGAUGUGACCUGAGAGCAGGUCUACAGAACAGUAUUUGCAUGCUGUAAAAAAUUAUAAUAAUUAAAAAGAGGGAUAUUUUAGGGACACCCCUUUUCUAACAAAGAGAAGUCUGGCAGAUCCGUCCUAACACUGCUCCGCGUUGUGGAACAGUAAAAGGAUCAGAAUGAAAUAUACUGUAACCUUAUUUUAACUAUUAAUUAUAUAUUUUUUAGGCAUAAAAUGUCAAAUUAAAUCUAAAAUUCUGAGGUGAAUUUAUCUAAAUGAGUGCUUUUGUGUGUACGUGGGUUUCUCUUUGAGAUCUUGAACAAAUUGACAUUUCAGCAUUUCUGAGAUGUCGCUCUGAGCUCGGCCUGUACCCAUUUCUGUCUCGUGAAACAAAAAGGGUGUGUGUAUGAGUGUAUGAAUGACCUGUGUUUUUAUUACACAUUUCACUCUUGGUUUGAUUGCAAUUUAAUGACUGGUAUUGAAUUUGAUUAUAUUAAUGUGGCUUUUUAUUCCAAAAAAAGCUGAUAACUCUUUUCAGUGAUGGUUGAAACAGGUUGUGAUUUUUUUACCCGACCACUAUUAACGGCUUGUAGCAUUCACACUCUGCUCUGAGCCGGCUGUGCUCCUUUUGUUGUUUGAACAUUUCUUUUGAAUAAAGGGUUAACUCUGAA